GACCUCCCUCCCUCCAUCGUUAUAUUUUGAAAUUCAAAUGGGAAGCUGUGGUUGGUUGUCCAUGAACUCUCCACUUUCCCACGAAGAACAAAACUAAACCCAUUUCUCUUUCAAAGAUUUUGAAUUGUUCCUCUGCUCAAAAAGGCUGGAGUUCCUUUCUGUCCUUCAGAUAACCAUUGCCUCUAAAGCUUUGACUAUCUGAUAUCAUUUAAUACUCAUUGCUCUGUUUCUUCUCUGAUUUGAUGGGGGGUUCUGGGAAAUGGAGGAAGGUCUUUACAGGGCAGAGGAAGUCUGAGAAGGACGACAAUGAGAAGUUGUGUAGUAAAACUAAGAAAUGGAGGCUAUGGAGGAGCCCUUCAGGGGAUUUGAGCUCUGUAUGGAAGGGUUAUAAAGGGGCACAUAAAGCAGCUUCUGAAGGCUCUGAUUCUCCUCGAGCGCCUGAUUCUUUUACUGCCGCCGUCGCCGCUGUCCUCCGUGCUCCGCCCAAGAAUUUCAGGGUUGUCCGCCAAGAAUGGGCUGCAAUUCGGAUCCAAACUGCAUUUCGUGGUUUCUUGUCUAGGAGGGCUCUUAGAGCCUUGAAGGGAGUGGUGAGGCUUCAAGCUCUGGUGAGGGGUCGUUUGGUGAGGAAGCAGGCAGCUAUUACACUGAGGUGCAUGCAGGCUCUGGUUAGAGUCCAAGCUCGUGUCCGAGCGCGUCAUGUGAGGAUGUCGGUUGAGGGGCAGGCUGUGCAGCAAUUGCUUAAUGAACAUCGCAGCAAGGCUGAUCUCCUAAAGCAAGCUGAGGAAGGUUGGUGUGAUAGCAAAGGGACAAUGGAAGAUAUCAAAGCUAAGUUACAAAUGAAGCAAUAUGGAGCAUUUAAGAGGGAAAGAGCAAUUGCUUACUCUCUUGUUCAGAAGCAAUUGAAGGCAACACCAAGCUCAACUUCGCAAGUAAAUGCAUCGAUUUACGCUCUUAAGAAUUCCGAGUUCGACAAGAACAAUUGGGGAUGGAGUUGGUUGGAGAGAUGGAUGGCAGCUAAGCCAUGGGAGACAAUGUUGAAAGAACAAUCUCGCACUGAUUCCAUUGAGGUCACUCCACCACCUUCAAAGAAAUGUAUAGAGUCUAUCGUACCUAAACAUUCCAUAGUUUCUGAACCAAGUUUGGUGAAGAUUCGGAGAAACAAUGUAUCCACUAGGAUAUCUGCUAAACCUCCCUCAAGUGGGCAAGCUCGUUCUUGUUCUAGCCCAAGUUCUGAUUUCCGGUACGAUGAGAGCUCUGUUUCAUCUUCGAUCUGCACAUCGACAACUCCUGCGUCGGGGAAUGUUUUCUCAACCAUUGAAAGACCUGAGAAUAGCAGUUAUAGUAGGCCAAGUUACAUGAACCCUACAGAGUCGACAAAGGUGAAGCAGAAAACAAACAGUCAUUUAUCGCAUCGAGUUCAAAGGCAGUCCAUGGAUGAGUAUCAAUUCCUUCAGAAGUCAGCAGGUUUCUCUACUGGGGAUUCUAAGAGUAGUGCUGGCUCUGAUUCAUCAGUCAACCCCUUUAAGCCAUUCAUGCUGUCCACACGAUUGGAUAAGAAUGGAACAAAGCUAAGAUCAUGAGCAAUUAGAGAGAGGCUCGCUUAUGAAACCUGUUUCUGUUCAUUCUAGAAGAGUUCUGCACUGCCUUAUUUCUUAAUUCCUGCCAUCAAAAUUGUGAAUCAUUCGACAGAGUUGUAUUGUGUCAGAUCCAAUGGAGAAUGGCUCGUUCUUUGUAUUAUAGCUCUUGUUUUUGCCACUUCUGCAAAUUUUGUUUAGAACUCUUGGCCUAAGCUUAUAUUAUCUGGAUCAGAUCCUUUUGAU
This is a messenger RNA of Cucurbita moschata (crookneck pumpkin), 1820 nucleotides long. RefSeq names its product protein IQ-DOMAIN 1-like. The transcript has 5 exons. Gene Ontology annotation, molecular function: protein binding. Bases 243 to 1580 code for a protein of 445 amino acids. The record is from RefSeq and is a predicted model, not a curated record. NCBI's taxonomy places the organism in Eukaryota, Viridiplantae, Streptophyta, Magnoliopsida, Cucurbitales, Cucurbitaceae.